UACUAGAGUUGUCUUACAGGUGUACCGAGUACGAGACCAUACCAAUCCAUUUGAUACCGAUAGUGUUUAAGGGAUAAUUAUAGGAUCAAUUUAAUGAUGAGUAACGACCUCUCUUCAAUUUCUACUCAAUCGUCUUACCACCUCACGAAAGAUGAUAUUGACAAAACAGGUUACGAUAUACACUUUAAGAAGAAAGUUGAUGAUGAUUUGCAUUGUAACUUAUGCCGCUACCCACUCCGCUUACCAAAACAGUCCGUAUGUGGAUGUAGAUACUGCUCCGCUUGUAUCAAGCUGUAUUUAGAGGAGCACAACAUAGAUGAUGAAUUCGAUUGCCCUUCAUGUAAAGAGAAAAUAUCCUCAGCAGAGAUGGUUCCAGACUAUCGAGUCAAGAAACAGCUUGAUAAAAAAAUUGUGUUCUGUCCGAAGAAUUUAGAAGGCUGCCAGGCCGAGUUUCCUCUGAAAGAACUCGAAGCACAUACCGACAUCUGUGAGUUUACGAUGGUAAAGUGCCCGAAUCAACUCAAUGGGUGCAUUGCAUCAAUUCGACGCAAGGACCUUGAGAAACAUUUGAAAAUUGACUGUGCGUUUCGACUUGCUCAAUGUAUUUAUUGUCAAGAACGAUUUCCCAAAUUGAAGGUUGCGGAACACACUAAAAGAUGUCAAUUUGUACCAACAAAAUGUCCAAACAAAUGCGGUAUGGCGAUACCACAAGCAAAGAUGGACGAACAUUUAGAGAAGGAAUGCAAAAACGAAUUGCGUCAAUGUAAAUUUGCUGAGUACAGCUGCACGUUCAAGGGUGUGCAAUGUGAUCUGGAGAAACACAUUCAAGACUCGAUGUCAAAACAUUUAGAUAUGGUGAUGUUUGAAACCGUCCGUCUGCGACUAAAAGAUGCAGAAUCUCAACGACAAAUUGCUGAUCUGGAAAAUAGGAACAGCAUAUUAAAAGAGAAACAAAAAGUUCAGGCUAAAGAACUCCAAGAAUUAAGAGAGAAAUGUGAUGGAAAUACCACCACCCUGCAGACUUUUGAAAGUUCGCUAUCAAGCCAGUUAGAUAAAUUUAACAAAUUUGAAGAGAAAUUGACAACUGUGGCAGCAAUUGAUGACGUAAAGGAAAUAAAAGUAAUGAUUGGUCCAAUACAAGAGCACAUUCGUUCGCUGAGAGAUAAAAUGAGAGAAAUUGAAAAUGGCCCCGGAACUGCUCUGGGUUCUAACGGUUCUAACGGUCUUCAACUCCAUAAUAUUCAUAGUCGCCUUACUCAGAUGAACAAGGAAAUAGGCUUGCACGCAGCCAGCCUCGCCGAGCAAGAUGUGCGGAUUCAAAUAACUGAAUGCGCCAGUUACGAUGGCGUCUUAUUGUGGAAGAUCAAUGACUUUGAAAGACGCAUGCAUGAAGCCAAGUCUAAGAAAAACUACUCGCUAUAUAGCCAGCCAUUUUAUACAAGUAGGUUUGGCUAUAAGAUGUGUGCAAGGGUGUAUCUGAAUGGGGAUGGCAGCGGCAGCGGUACCCACUUGUCGCUGUUUUUUGUCGUGAUGAAAGGAGAAUAUGAUGCGCUUCUUCCGUGGCCAUUUAAACAAAAGGUAACAAUGAUACUUCUUGAUCAAUCACCAAGUCGACGUCACCUGACCGAUGCCUUUAAACCGAACCCGCUCAGCAGUAGCUUCCAACGUCCGGUGAACGAUAUGAACAUCGCGUCAGGCUGCCCACAAUUCGUUGCUCAUGGGACACUGAAUUCACAAACUUACUGCAAAGAUAAUACAAUGUAUAUUAAGGUGAUUGUUGAUAUACCGGACCCUUGUGUGUAGAUCAUCCAAGCUACUUAUUGAAUAACUGAAAGUGUUUUUGUAGGAAUAUAAAACGUGCGAAAAUGCGUUAAUAUAAGUUUUUAAUAGUUUUUUGUGUUUAUUUUUUAAGUUUUGAAUCCGGUAAGAAUUAGAUACUGGUAAGAAUUAGAUAAUAAAUUUCAAUGUUUAAGUUCUAAAGUUACAUCUCUUUAUGAUAACUUUUAAGUUUUGAAUCACAACAAAAGCUUACAAAAAAAGAAAUAUUUAUAAAAAUAAUAAUAUCCUAACAAAACUCAAAAGAAAUAGAUAGACCUAAAGAUAAUAAAUAAUAUGUGAUGUUUUCAAGUUUAUGUUUCUUGAUCACGUGGUACUGUAUUAUAUAAUUAUUGUAAUUUGAAAGUGUGAACAGAGCCUUAGUAUUAUUGUUUUCAAAGAAUGAGCAAGAAAACAAUUUUUUUGUUGGGUUGUAAAUAGUUAUGUAGUUUUAAAUAUAUUGUAACUACCUCAUAUAUUUAUUGCAUAGGCGUGUAAUAUUCUUUGAAUAUGUUAUGAUAUGCACCUGUUUUGGAAUUUAAAACGACUCAAUAUGUAGAUAAGAUGUAUUAUACAUUGCGAACUACAAUACCGUAAAUCCUCGAAUAAAAACCUAUAUUUUUAGGACCCCUAGAUGGGCUUAUUUACGAGAUUACUUUUCCAAACUAAAGAGUAAAUAUUUGACAUUUCUACUAUACGACAUUUUUCAACUAUAGAAAUCGAGUUAUGUUUAACAUUUUAACCAACUUUUUAACUUUUAAUAAAAUAAUAUUGAUACUGACACGCUGUCAUACAUCGAAGAUAACAUAAGAUAAGUAUAUUGUUAGUUGUCUAAAUGUGUAAGUACUACAGUAACUCGAAAUGAGGAACAAACAACAAAAUGGUAAAUUAACUUACGUCUUUGUUUACGUUUUGUAUUUACAAAGCCUGUUUAACUAAAAUAUCGACA
Messenger RNA from Anneissia japonica, 2764 nucleotides. RefSeq names its product TNF receptor-associated factor 3-like. NCBI's taxonomy places the organism in Eukaryota, Metazoa, Echinodermata, Crinoidea, Comatulida, Comatulidae. The transcript is spliced from 9 exons. Bases 94 to 1803 code for a protein of 569 amino acids. The record is from RefSeq and is a predicted model, not a curated record. Gene Ontology annotation, biological process: regulation of apoptotic process; tumor necrosis factor-mediated signaling pathway; protein K63-linked ubiquitination. Gene Ontology annotation, molecular function: zinc ion binding; protein binding. Gene Ontology annotation, cellular component: plasma membrane signaling receptor complex.